Messenger RNA from Sardina pilchardus (European sardine), 11588 nucleotides. RefSeq names its product ankyrin 1, erythrocytic a (gene ank1a). Gene Ontology annotation, molecular function: protein binding. The transcript has 43 exons. Gene Ontology annotation, biological process: signal transduction. The coding region runs from base 402 to 6323 and encodes 1973 amino acids. The record is from RefSeq and is a predicted model, not a curated record. Lineage: Eukaryota; Metazoa; Chordata; Actinopteri; Clupeiformes; Clupeidae.
AGGGAGAGAGAGUGGAGGAAGAAAGAGAGGGAGAGGGAUAGGUAAGCUGCUGCAGUAAACUCUCCUGCUCAGGUCUGACUGGCUGACUGCACUGCUCUGCUCUGCAGGAGAACCAGCGAGGGAGGGAAAAACAGAGCGAGCAGGAGUGAGAGAGAGAGAAAGAGAGUGAACGAGAGCCAGAGAGAGGGAGAGAGAGAGAGCGAGCGAGAGAGAGAGAGCAAGUGAACGAGAGAGGGGCAGGAGGAGGGGUCCUGAGAGUCACUGUGCUUGAGCGGGACCAACAACAGCAGCAGCAGCAGCAGCAGCAGCAGCAGGAGCAGGAGCACUGAGGCGAGAGGGGAGAAGGGAGCAUCUCCGCCACCCCGUAGCCCAGCCGUAGCAGCUCGCCAGCGGACGCCAGCAUGGCACAAGCCGCCAAACAUCUCCGCAAGAACAAGGACUUGGAGGCUCAGCUCGAGGCGGAGCGCAAGGAGAAGGAAGAGGAGAAAGCCAGGAAGAGGAACCGCUCCAGAGACAAGAAGCGCAAGGCUGAUGCUGGUAACAGUUUUUUGCGGGCAGCUCGCUCAGGGAACCUGGACAAGGCCCUGGACCACAUAAAGAAUGGUAUAGAUAUCAACACAGCCAAUCAGAAUGGGUUAAACGGCCUACAUCUAGCCUCUAAAGAAGGUCACGUCAAAAUGGUGCUGGAGCUCCUACACAAUGGCAUAGUCUUAGAGACCACAACAAAGAAAGGGAACACAGCACUUCAUAUAGCUGCAUUAGCUGGACAAGAACAGGUGGUCACAGAGUUGGUCAAUUAUGGUGCGAACGUCAAUGCACAGUCCCAGAAGGGCUUCACUCCACUUUACAUGGCUGCACAAGAGAACCAUCUAGAGGUUGUGAAGUUUCUUCUUGAGAAUGGAGCUAAUCAGAGCAUUCCAACUGAGGAUGGCUUUACCCCUUUGGCCGUAGCUCUUCAGCAGGGUCAUGAGAAUGUGGUAGCUCUGCUCAUCAACUACGGCACCAAGGGCAAGGUCCGCCUCCCCGCGCUACACAUAGCUGCGCGCAACGACGACACACGCACUGCCGCAGUGUUGCUGCAAAACGACCCCAACCCCGAUGUACUCAGCAAGACAGGUUUCACGCCACUGCACAUUGCUGCCCACUACGAGAAUCUGAACGUAGCCCAACUGCUCCUCAACCGAGGAGCCGAUGUCAACUUCACACCGAAGAAUGGAAUCACGCCUCUCCACAUAGCAGCAAGGCGAGGGAAUGUGAUCAUGGUCAGACUGCUGCUUGACCGAGGAGCAACCAUUGAUGCCAAGACUAAAGAUGAGUUAACACCUCUACACUGUGCAGCAAGAAAUGGACAUGUUCGCAUCAUAGAAAUCCUCCUGGACCAGGGAGCUCCCAUCCAGGCCAAGACCAAAAAUGGCCUAUCUCCCAUCCACAUGGCGGCCCAAGGAGAUCACAUGGACUGCGUGCGGCAACUACUUCAGUACAAUGCUGAGAUUGAUGAUAUCACACUGGACCACCUAACCCCAUUGCACGUUGCUGCCCACUGCGGACACCAUCGCAUGGCCAAAGUCCUUCUUGACAAAGGAGCCAAACCUAAUACACGUGCCCUGAAUGGUUUCACACCCCUUCAUAUUGCCUGCAAGAAGAACCACAUGCGUGUAAUGGACCUUCUCCUCAAACACGGAGCAUCGCUAGAAGCGGUUACAGAGUCUGGUCUGACCCCACUGCAUGUCGCCUCAUUUAUGGGUCACCUGAACAUCGUGAAGAUUCUACUACAAAAGGGUGCCUCUCCUCAUGCCUCCAAUGUGAAAGUGGAGACUCCUCUGCACAUGGCAUCCCGGGCGGGCCACUGUGAGGUGGCUGAAUUCUUGUUGCAGAAUGGAGCUCCAGUUGACGCUAAAGCCAAGGACGACCAAACUCCACUGCACUGUGCGUCGCGGAUGGGUCAGGAGGACCUGGUGAAGCUGCUACUGGACCACAAAGCCAACCCCAACUCCAGCACCACAUCCGGGCACACUCCCCUGCACAUCACUGCACGGGAGGGACACACACAUACUGCACAAAUCCUUCUGGACAUGAAUGCACAGCAGACAAAGAUGACCAAGAAAGGCUUCACGCCACUCCAUGUUGCAUCUAAAUAUGGGAAAGUGGAUGUGGCCCAACUUCUGCUAGAAAGAGGAGCCAACCCUAAUGCUGCUGGCAAGAACGGACUGACUCCACUGCAUGUGUCAGUGCAUCACAACAACCUAGACGUGGUGAACCUGCUGGUCAGCAAGGGAGGGUCACCUCACAGCGCAGCAAGGAAUGGCUACACCCCCCUGCAUAUUGCUAGUAAGCAGAAUCAGGUGGAGGUGGCCAGCAGUCUGCUGCAGAGUGGGGCCUCGGCCAACGCAGAGUCCCUCCAGGGAGUCACGCCCCUGCACCUCGCCUCUCAGGAGGGCAGCCCAGACAUGGUGAACCUGCUCAUCUCAAAGCAGGCCAAUGUCAACCUGGGAAACAAGAGUGGCUUGACCCCGUUGCACCUGGUGGCACAGGAAGGGCAUGUGGGCAUAUCAGACAUACUGGUGAAGCAAGGUGCCUCUGUGUAUGCUGCCACAAGGAUGGGCUAUACCCCUCUCCACGUAGGAUGUCACUAUGGUAACAUCAAGCUGGUGAAGUUUCUCCUCCAACAACAGGCCAAUGUCAACAGCAAAACCAGGUUGGGCUACACACCCCUUCAUCAGGCAGCUCAGCAGGGUCACACUGACAUCGUCACCCUUCUGCUGAAGCAUGGAGCUCAGCCCAACGAGACCACUACUCAUGGCACGUCUGCUCUGGCGAUUGCCAAGCGUCUAGGGUACAUCUCUGUCAUAGAUGUUCUCAAGCUGGUCACCGAGGAGACUGUCACUAUGACAACUACAGAGAAGCAUCGUAUGAGCUUCCCCGAGACUGUAGACGAGAUUCUAGAUGUGUCCGAGGAUGAAGGGCUCGCACAGCUAACGCUAGGUGAGGAGCUGCUCUGUAACGACGGGGCCAGAUACCUAAAAAUGGACGGCAUGAAGGACCAUGACGAUGAUUUCCUCUCUCCAAAGAAAGCUAUAGAGAAUUACUCUCCAGCAAUUCCCAGGAUUCCUUGUGUGUCCCCAGAGACUGUGGUGUUAAAGGAGCAUGAGAUUGAUCAGCAACACACACCCCUCCCCCUGCCAAAGGAGUAUGAUGAGGACUCACUGAUCCCCAGCAGUCCUGCCACUGAGACCUCAGACAACGUCAGCCCAGUCGCCAGCCCCAUACACACUGGGUUCCUGGUGAGCUUCAUGGUGGAUGCUCGUGGCGGCUCCAUGCGGGGCAGCAGACACAACGGCCUGCGCGUGAUCGUGCCCCCACGCACCUGCGCCGCCCCGACCCGCAUCACCUGCCGCCUGGUCAAGCCCCAGAAGCUCCAAACUCCGCCCCCACUCGUGGAGGGGGAAGGCCUCGCCAGCCGCAUCAUCUCCCUGGGCCCAGCGGGCAUGCAGUUCCUGGGGCCAGUGAUUGUGGAGAUCCCCCACUUUGCAGCACUGGGGCGGGGUGACCGUGAGCUAGUGGUCCUGAGAAGUGAGAACGGGUCGGUGUGGAAGGAGCAUCGCAAUCGCUAUGGUGAUGAGGUGUUGGAGACCAUCCUGAACGGCAUGGAUGAGGACCUGGAGAGCCAAGAGGAGCUGGGGAAGAAGCGAAUUCGCCGCAUCAUCUCCACCGACUUCCCACUCUACUUUGCCGUGGUGUCCCGCAUCCAGCAGGAGAGCGACCUGAUUGGUCCAGAAGGAGGUCACCUGACCAGCAAGCUGGUGCCGCAAGUGCAGGCAUCCUUCCCCGAGACAGCAGUGACCAAGCGUGUCCGGCUGGGCCUGCAGGCCCAGCCGGUCCCAGAUGAGCUGGUAGCGAAGCUCCUGGGCAACCAGGCCACCUUCAGCCCGGUGGUGACGGUGGAGCCGCGGCGCCGUAAGUUCCACCGGCCCAUCGGCCUGCGCAUCCCCCUGCCCCCGUCCUGGAAGGACAGCCCCCGCGACACCGGCGAGGGAGACACCACCAGCCUGCGCCUGCUCUGCAGUGUCAUUGGUGGUACAGCCCCAGCUCAGUGGGAGGACAUCACGGGAACUACCAAGUUGCUCUACUCCAGUGACUGUGCCAACUUUACUACCAAUGUCUCAGCGCGGUUCUGGCUGGCGGACUGCCCUCGUACGGCGGAGGCGGUGUCCUUUGCCAACCUCCUGUACCGCGAGCUGGUGGCCGUGCCCUACAUGGCCAAGUUCGUGGUGUUCGCCAAGAUGAAUGAGAUUCGCGAGGGCCGCCUUCGUUGCUACUGCAUGACUGACGACAAGAUGGACAAGACCCUGGAGCAGCACGAGAACUUCUCGGAAGUGGCUCGCAGCCGAGACAUCGAGGUGAUGGAGGGCAUGCCGCUGCACCUGGAGUGCUCGGGGAACCUGAUCCCCGUCAGGAAGGCCACCCAGCAGCCCCGCUGCUUCAGCUUCCAGGCCUUCAGGGACAACCGCCUGCCCGUCUCGGUCAAGGUCAGAGACAGCAGUAAAGAACCUUCUGGGUUCUUGUCUUUCUUGCGGAAGUCGACCAAAUACGAAGAUAGUCAGCAGGUGCUCUGCAACCUCAACAUCACGAUGCCUCCCUGCAUUAAGAUUGUGGGCAGUGAGGACCGCAGGAGGACUUUAACACCUUUGGCCCUGAGAGAGAGAUACAGCGCCUUGAACGAGCCUGCCAUGGCAUCAUUGAGUGCCAUGGAGAGGACAGAGCUCAAGAUGGCCGUCAUAGCUGAACAGCUGGGACUAAGCUGGGCUGAGUUGGCAAGAGAGCUCCACUUCAGUGUGGACCACAUCAAUAAGAUCCGUGUGGAGAACCCUAAUUCCCUGCUGGAGCAAAGCUCUACUCUCCUGAACCUGUGGGCUACACGUGAAGGAAAGAGAGCUAAGAUGGACAGUCUGUAUCUGGCCCUGAAGGCUAUUGACCGGAUGGACAUUGUGAGCAUGCUGGAGGGCCAGCCCCCUCCCCAGCAACAGCAGCAGCAGCAGCAGCAGCAGGGUCGGCCGAGCCGAGACCAGUCCAGACGCAGGCACAACGAUCGUGACCAUCUCUCCCCCGGGAUGGCCAACGGUUACGGGCUGGCGGUCCGUGAGGAGAUGCUCUCCCCAGCCUCGCUGCAGUACAGCCUGCCCUCACCGCUGGGCAGCGAGCCGUACUGGCAAGAGGUGUCCAGCCUGGACUGCGCGCCCAUGGCCACCACCGAGGAGGACACGCUGAUGGAGAUGUCCGACAUGCAGGUGUGGCCGUCCGGCAACAGCCCCUCGCUGGUGGCGGUGGAGGACUCCUCGUUGGAGUGCAGCCGAGCGGACGACUCGGACGCGCCGCUGCCGCACGGGAGCUUGGGCCGGCCCGGCAGCAGGGGCUCGGGCGCGGGCACGGGGCUUAGCGGCCGGGGAGGACUCAGCGGCUCCAUCGAGCUGCUGGAGGACCAGUCGGAGCUCGGCUGCGACUCGGAGCAGCAGAGCCUGGCGGGGACGCCGGCCGGGGUCAACGUCAACGGGCUGGACGGAAGUCAGGGGUCAGAGGUCACGGCAGGAGGAGCUGGAGGAGGGGGGGGAGGAGGAGGAGUGGGAGGUGGAGGAGGAGGAGGAGGAGUGGGAUUAGAAGAAGGCCUGUCUGUCGUUGCAGGGCAACAGCGGGUGUAUGCACGCAUGAGUGACUCGCCUGGCCUGAGCCAUGUGGCGGACCGCAAUGGAGACAGGUCACCCCCGGGGUCCUUCCUCUCCUACCUGCCCGACCCAGCGGCGCCCGGGUGGCAAGGGAUGAGCGACGUGGCCCAGAACUGGGUGGGGCCCUCUCAAGCCAACACCCGGCAGGCCAUGGAGUCCAUGAUGUCGUCGAUGCGCAGCACGAUGGACGGAGACAGCAGCCAAUCGCGCGUGGCCCAGGAGGCGCUGCUGCAGCCGGUGCGGGACAUGGGCCACUCGGAGAUCCUGCGCGGACACUUCCGGGGCACCCAGCCGUUCGAGAAGGGCCUCGGGUUCCCGCAUCGCGUGCCCGAGCUGCGGGGUUGGGGACAGGGUGACGAGGCGCAGGAUCUGCCGGGAGAGCACGUGAGUGAGGAGCAGUUCACAGAUGAGCAUGGCAACAUAGUCACCAAGAAGAUCGUGAGGAAGGUGGUGCGCAGAGGGAAAGGUGCAGAGGAUGAGGGUGGUGAACUUCUGCUGGAAGGUUCUGUCUCUGAGGAGGGAGACAACGAGCCGUACGUCAGCUACGCUGUGCUAGGCCACGACGCCAAGGACCUGCCCCCUAACCCCUCCUACACAGACACAUGAUAGACACUGAUGCGGCGAGAAGAGUGGCGAGAGGCCAGUCACCCGAAACCACCACCCGUCUCCAUGGCGACAACAUCAACAACAAACAACAACAACAACAAAAAUAACAACAACUACUGCAACCAUGUCCACCAUCACUACAGACACCCUCUGGAGUCGUGGAGGAGCCAUUUUCCUAUGUUAUUGUUUUUUAAAGAAGAGAGAGAUGAGGACAGACAUAGCUAGACGAGGCAUGUUUUCAUAGAAAACCAAAUCUUAAAAACAAACUAAAGCAAAAAAAAUAAGAGAAAAAAACCCCACAAGCUUCCUGUUCCUCUCUGAGCAUGCCAAGAGCUGCGCAUGGCCUGCCUGCUGACUCAGCACCUACUGCAAAGGAUCAUGGGACUCUGGGUGGGGCAGCAGUUGUUGGGGCGCCCCGCCCGAUGAUGGAUCUGUAUGAUGGUUUACUAGUUGCAACUUUUGAAAAGGGGAUGACUUCGCCCCUCACAGACAUACAUUCAAAUUCUACUCACAAGACAUCCAUAGACACCCAAAGACACAUGUACACUGAUACUCACAAGCACCCAGACAAACACACUCAUACAUCCACAAAUCCACAGGCAAUCAUUAACAUGUGCAUACACAGUUUUAGUCUUCCACUACAUGAUAUAUGCACCCAAAAGCUAGAUGAAUGGUGAAUGAAUGUACAUGUGCGGGUGUGGAUGUGUGCGUGUGGAUGUGUGUGUGUGUGUGUGUGUGUGUGUGUGCGUCCGUGUGUGUGUAGAAGAAUGUUUACGUGUAUGUGUGUGUAUGUUAUGUCACGCAACUAUGCUAUGACGACCACGCUGCUGUCUUGAAUACCCCAAAUCGCUCCUCUCUCUGUUAUAAUGUUGGGUUCAGUAGAAACAUACAAUAUCUUGUUGCUAAUAUUAUUAUUAUUACUCUUAUUAUUCUGAGAUAUUAUUGAUAUUCUGUAGAGAUUGCUCUUUGUGGGAAUGAGAACUAAAUCUACUUUGUUGUGUUGUUCUGCCUGUUUUAAAUGUCAAACAUUCUGUCUGGAAACUCUCUUCUUUUUGAGUAUGUCAUGUUUCUGUUCUCUUCCUCUCUCUCUCUCUCUUUCUGUCUCUCUAUAUACAGUAUAUAUACAUAUAUAUUUCUGAAGCAGUCAGAUGAGAUGUGUGUUGCAGCUCUUUGUCUUUAUGGGAAAGGGGUUCCCCAGGCAACACCUCCAGCCCAUCCAUGUGGCUCAACACCACUACCCACCAAUUAGAUGAGAUGAGGGUUUCAGUGUGUUUCCAUAUAAGGGCACAAGUCAAGAUCUUCCUGAUCAGCUAUUUACAAUAUCCCACAUGCGUAUAUUGUUUACGCAGGCCCACACACACUGGAUUUGUACUUCUCUCACAAGCUGAAGACUCCAACACAAACAUCCAUGUAGCUUUUUUGACCAAACAGGGGACCGCACCAGACAUAUCUAUUCUCACAUAAGUACACACAUAAACAUACUUGAAUGUACACGUCAGAUGCCCAGGAAAAUGGCCUAAUAGCAGUAGCAGUUUUGUCUUCCAUGAUCAUGGGGCUUUAAGUUCCACACACACAACGCCACACAUCCGUGCCUCACUCCAGCCCAACUCCGUGGGUCAUGUAGCACAGACAGAAGUAUCACUGUGUCACCAUCUUGUAGCUACUCAGCAUUCUCGCUCUUUUAGCUUGACCUGUGUUGACCUGAGUGGAAGAGGACCUAUAAGUGUCUGUGUGUGUGUUUUCUGUCUGUGGUUCUGUUUCUCUGUGUGUCUGUGGUCCAGAUCAGUCAGUAACAGUAGAUUUCCGAACACGCACCUUGAGAAGCAAAGCAAUAAACACACACACACACAUACAGUAUACACACCUAAUAAUCUGACUUGGCAGGAAGAAAUCAUUAUUUUAUUGUGUUGGUCCCCUGCACAAUCCAGAUAUAGUAACACAUUACAGAGACCGCACACACACACACACACACACACACACACACACACAGCUACCCUCAUGUCUAACACCUUCUCCUCCUGUCUUUGACCAUACUCUUCCCCUGCCCUUCUGUAUGUCUCUGUCUCGGUCUCGUUCCCUCUCUUGUUGUCCUCCACACACUAAUCACUGUGAUCAGCCUGACCCUUGACCCUUGACCCUGGACUGUGCACUGCCUCUCAGCCUCUCAGCUCCUCCCACCUCCCCCUCCUCAGUCUAACGCCACAUUCUGGAACAGAUCUCCAAAACGUUUUGUAGCCUACACCGAAUGCCUCAUCAAGUGAUGCAUGCUUUCAAUUCUGUCAUGAUGAUACCCACAUUAUACGGAUAUUUGGAAACCCAUAUUUGAUCACUGAUCAGCUUAAAUGUGAGCCCCGUCUGUAGUCCCUGCAUACAACCACUAAAACAUACUGCUCUCAAGAACAGAUAUGAAAAAGACAGAGUUCUUAGAAGCGUUUAGUAUUCAAAGCCAUUUCACUCAGACCUUAGUGGUGCAGCAAUAACUCCACAGAAAGACAGGUGACUUCAUCAUCUAGUUGUUUGUCAGUUAUGGACAUACCUGUGUGUGUGUGUGUGUGUGUGUGUGUGUGUGUGUGUGUGGCAGAUGUGCGCGUGUGUGUGUGGCAGAUGUGCGCGUGUGUGUGUGUGUGUGAGAGAGAGAGAGAGAGAAUUUUGUUAAACAGACUUGAAAUGAACAACAAAGUUCUCAUUCUCCCAUCAUAUCAGUCCAGCAAAAUGUGAAUAGCAUGUGAUGUUUAAGGCGUAAUGAAUGUGAACCAGAGUGGUUUCUAUGGAAACAAUAGGUUCACCUCAAACCCAUAUCUCCCACCACCACCCACCCAGAAACACACAUACACACACCCCAAACUGGCAUGUGUGUAUUGGGAGAGGUAAUUUCCUAGGCUCUGUGUAUGUGUGUAUGUAUGUGUGUGUGUGUGUGUGUGUGUGUGUGUGUGUGGGUGGGUGGGUGUGGGUGUGUGUCAAAGAGAGAGAGAGAGGUUAGAAGAGGAGAAACAUGAGGGGUCACUCAGAGAACUCUCAUUCUUAUGCAAAUAACCCCAAAUGUAUGCAUGGCAGGAAUUGUAGCACCUCUUUAUAAACAAUAUAUGAUGUCAGAGCCUGUGGACCAGCACAUGCACAAACAAGACAAAUGAUCCCACAGGAUUGCUCUGUGUGUGUUUGUGUGUGUCUAUGUCUGUGUGUAUGUGUGCGUGUGUGUGUGUGUGUGUGUGUGUGUGUGUGUGUGUAUGAGUUAAAUCAAUGUGUCAUGUCCUUCUGUUGCUCCCAUUACAUUGUAAAUACAUAUGGCACCAUUGUGUCAUUUAUACACACACACUGUACAUACAUAUAUAGAUAUACACAUACAAGCAUACAUACAUACACAUACAAGCAUACACACAUACAUACAUACAUACGUACAAUACAUACAUACAUAAAUACAUUCAGAAUGUAUGCUGCAUAUGCAGACAUUAAAAUACACGCGUCCACUUGGUAUAUGGUAGAUGUUACAUUGUAGCAUAUAGCGGUUCUUUCUCUGAUGUGCUUAGAUUUAAUCUGUCUCCCACUUCCAUUCUCCGAGGGAGAGAGACCAGGGAAUGAGUGGAUGAGUGGAAGUGAAAGAGAGGUAGACAACGAGAGAGCAUGCAACUUUGUUUUCAUGAUUUGUAUUCAUCCAUCUUGAGUUUUGGACCUGUCAUUCUUACAAUGUAGCAGUUUCCUAUGGGGGAAUCAUGUCAUCUGAGUCCUCUAACCCUGCCACCCCCUCCAAAAACAGACAAACAGACAGUGGGAUGGUCCAUGGGCUUGCUCAAAAGGCAGCCUCUGCAGUCAAGUCCAUAUUGAAGCAAAAAAAAGGGGGGGUGGGGGCUUCUGGCAAGUGGACAUCAACAGGAACCACUGGAAAAUGAUGAUAUGAAAUGUGGCUGGCACUAAUGGAGACAUAUACUCCCAUAGAGUGGACUGAAGACAUCAUUAACGCAAUAGCAUAUUAAUCAACCAUUAUGGAAUGCAAACUGCGCACAUGCACAGAAACAUGUUUUUAAUAUUAAUACAUAUACAGAAAUAUAUGAAAAAAAUAUACAAAUAUAUAUUUACUUAGAAUGCUAUGCACUUGCUAAUGGGAUCCACCCCGCCCUGUCCGGGGUUGUAGUCAUGUUAUGGAUGUACUGAUAGCAUCUUAGCAACCACCAGACUGCUGGGGAAUGCCUGCUGCCGUGGAAACGGACCCACGGCUUGUUAACCUCUUUCUCCUGUGUUUUUUUAUUGCUAUGGAGAUGGCAAUAUAUGGAAAAAAAAUACAAUCCUUUCAGCUCUGCUGUGAGGGACAUGUAUGACCCUGUACACCAGCUCAAACAUUUACAACAUUAAUAAAGAAAAUAAAUAUCCACAGAUAUAUCUGGGUAUUUAUCUGUGUCUGUUGGCGAGUGUGUGUGGUUGUGUGCAAGGCUUUCGGAAAAAGGCAUCUCCCUCCUCAUAAAAAAAAUGGUGAGGAUUCGCUGUGGUACCCUUAAAGGUUUAACUGACAGCCGUUAAAGCCUUUGUUUAGGCAGUCAACUUUGUUUGUAAAGUGUGUACAGUAAUGUGUGUUUGUGUGAAUGCCCAUGUGUUGGUGCAUGUACUCCCCAGAUAACACAGUUUGUGUAUGAGCUAUACACAGUGAUUUUUGUCAGUGUUAUACAACAUGUAAAUUCUAUGUACUGCAUGAAUAGACCUGACAUCAGCAAAGGAGCAAUCAAAUUGGUUGAUUGUAAUUAUUGACACGAGACACCGACACAUACAGAUACGAAGUGAAGACAAUUUGCAGCUGUGCUAAACUCUCAGAAGAGUGUUGGCACUCUGCUGAACAUGUGACAUUCCUCAGUAAGGCAUCAGUAUGGGAUGGGUAUGGGUAGAUGUCCUCCUCCCCUUCCAGUCUACUGGUCUUUGCUUUGACAUCACAAUGCCACUAGAGGGCAGCAAGCCUCACUGAACCCUCCUAGUCCAGCUGGACUUUUCUCUAUUCUCUGCCAUCAGCACUGCAGGGACACCUCAUACCUUCUGCUCUCUCUCUUGCCCCCUCUCUCUAACUGUUUGUGUAUUUAAACAUCUUGAUUAUUGUAAACACAUUGAAGCCAAUAUAUGUUGCACUUACUCGACAUGAGUUAUGUCUUUAAAAAUCUGAAAUGAUUUAUAAAAAUGAAAUAUGGAUGGUUUUGUAUUUUGUUUUUCUCUCCAUGUCCCUGUGUCCCUCCCCCACCUCUCUCCCUCUGUCUGGACCUCCCACCUGCAUCAUUAAAGCUCUUUGAUGGC